Messenger RNA from Pantherophis guttatus, 1919 nucleotides. It is a transcript of the gene CD28, whose product is annotated as CD28 molecule. Gene Ontology annotation, cellular component: membrane; external side of plasma membrane. The record is from RefSeq and is a predicted model, not a curated record. NCBI's taxonomy places the organism in Eukaryota, Metazoa, Chordata, Lepidosauria, Squamata, Colubridae. Gene Ontology annotation, biological process: T cell receptor signaling pathway; immune response; positive regulation of T cell proliferation.
CUUCUGAGAGGAAAAGAUGAGAAUAAAAUCUCUGAGAUACCUGUUCGACCUGAAGUGCGGAGUUAAACCGAUACAACUGCAAUUCUAUUCUGUAUGAGGUCAAGAUGUCCAUUAUACCUUUUACCAGCAUAAUCGCCUGGAUUGUUCUUACUGUGUUUCAUAUUAUUCAGGACACCAGUUCAGCAGCUGAAAACAUUUCAAAGCAACAGAGAUUCCUACACAAAACAGUGCACCAAAAUACCCAGCUGGCCUGUGACUUUCCAGCUCACAGAGAAACCAUUACAAAGUUAAAUAUCUACUUGUUGAAAGGAAUCAGAAAAGUACAACUUUUUGAAGCAAAUUGGAACAAUUCCACAAUUUUAAUCAAGAAAAACAGUUCUGAAUUAAGCCUGGACAUAAAUAUUACAAAAGAAGAAAAACACGCUGUGUUUCACCUGAGGAACUUGCAGGUCAACCACACAGACAGUUACAUGUGCAAGAUUGAGGUGAUUGACCCGCCACCAUAUGAAACCGAAAGCAGGAGCAAUUUAAUUUACGUGAAAGAGCUUCCUCCGCACCAAGAAAAGCUUAAUUAUGUGAACAUGCCAAUGGCUAUUCCACUUGGAAUUUCUCUUUUCUACAGUCUGGUAAUCACAGCAGCCAUUUUGUACUGUUGGAUGAAAAGCAAGAAGAAUAGGGCCCUUCAGAAUGACUAUUUCAACAUGACACCCUGGCAAUCAAAUGGACCCAGGAAAAGGCCCCCUCAGCAUGGUGUUCCAACACGGAACUAUACUGCAUACCGUUAUUGGGAACCCUGAUGAAUAAUGUCUUCUCUACAAUAGAAAUAAGAACAGCUUAGCCAUAGCAGAAUGAGACUGAGUUAUAUCAUGUUGUUCAUAGAUCUACAAAGGACAAAAGCCCUCUGUAAGUUAUGUUUCAAGCUGGAUAGGCAAGAGGAUAUUAGCAAUAGUAGACUUAGAAACAGCGGGAUGUUAGAUCCCCCCUCCCCCAGUUUUAAGCAAAUGAUGAUUCCAACUGCUCUUGUGAACUUUCUACUUUGGCCUUAACAGAAGGUUUAGAAGGAUUAUAUCCAAAUUCUGGCAAAGAGUGAAAGUAAAAAUCAAAGAGUGAAUGAAAAAAAAGUUCAUAUCAAAGAGAAAAUGCUGAAUGUAGGGAUUAAACAUAUGCUUAAGAAAUAAGAAGCACCCAGCUUGAUGGGACUGGGGCAGUAAAGAACAUUUUUCUGUUAUAAAAUGAAUGGAUUAGCUGGAAAGGUUUGCAAUACUCUGCAGAACAGUCCCAAUGUACAGAUGACACUUUCUGCUAAAACAAUUAACCUGAAAAUCAUGUCUGGAAGACUUGAAGGAAUAGUGGAAAAUACUGCCAAUAUUUGCAGUGAUAUACAGUUAUGCACUGAUGCAUCAACAAGAUACUGACAAAGAAUUGGACAAACAAUAAUGAAGGGAAAGCCUAAGUAAUAUAUUACUUAUCCAAAUAGUUCUAGUUCCCAUUGUAAGAAGGGAGUACUUUUCUUUCUUGAUAUCAGAUACGAAUUGAAUACCAAAAUUCUGGUAUGCACAGGGUUCUAUGAUUAUAGCUAAGAUUAAAAGUGUUAUUGCUUUGUUGGAUUCCAUUUCCUAUGUUAAUUAAAUGGGCUCAACAUAGGUUCAAACCCAUACUCAAUGCCUGGAUAGCUUUAUGUGAGUUUCAGCCCAACCUAUCUUACAAAGUUGUUGUAGGAAAGGUGUGAAAAACAUGUGUCUAGAAGUCACACUUUUUGCUUCCUCUGAGGCUGAGGAGAUGGGGUCAUCACCAGCAACCAUAUUUUGGUCAUUCAAGCAGAAAUGGCACAUGGUAAACAUUUAAUAUAUUACAGACCUAUGGAUGUGUAAAUCCUCCUUUCUGUUAUAAGCCAGCAAUAAAAUACAUAACAUGACUUA